UCAAUUUUGUCGAUUGAUGACAUUGACAUCUGUCAAAUCCAAAUUUUGUAUACAAAGUAUUAUUGUUAAUUUAAUUACAUUGAUUGGCAAAAGAAAAUGCUAUUAUCCUUGUAUUAAAACAUCAAGUUGAGAUUGUUUAAAAUAUUUCAUUUGGUUGUUUUUUAGUAAUAUUUUUCAGUUAUUUAUAUGCAAUGGACGACUCAGUCCAACACUGUACUGAUAUUACAAUACGUCCAAUUACACCAAAAGUACAAAAUAAAAGCGGAAGGCCAGUUAAAUCAAAAAAUGUCCAAUUUGGACCACAACCUCUGUCGAUUAUUUCUCAGUUACUUCGAAAAAAUGUAACUAACAUAGUUAAGCAUAAUAAUAUUACUGUUGAAGCAACAAACAAUAUUGAGGAUGAUAAAAAAGUUGAAGAAACCGAUUAUUUAUGUGUAAUAUGUUCAUUGAGAAUGAGUGAUAAAAAAGAAUAUAAAAAGCAUUUAAAAGUUCAUAAAAAUUAUUCCUGUAAAUAUCCUGAAUGUAAUUAUACUACAAGAUUAUCAUCAAAUUUAAUAAAGCAUAAAAGAAAACAUACAUCAGAAAAACCUUUCUUAUGUGACCAGUGCACUUUUCGGACAAAUUUCAUAAACUCUUUGAAGGUUCAUAAAAGAAUUCACACAGAAGAACGACCUUAUGCUUGUGAACAUUGUAGUUACAAAUGCAACAGUAGUUCUAACUUAAAAAAACAUUGCCAUUAUCGGCAUUUGAAAACCAUUUCUUAAUUAAUAUUUUUAAUGUAGUCUAUUGUAUGUAAAUAAUUGUUAUGUUGUAAAUAUAUCAAUAAGUUAAA
Molecule: messenger RNA, 832 nt
Organism: Papilio polytes (common Mormon)
Lineage: Eukaryota; Metazoa; Arthropoda; Insecta; Lepidoptera; Papilionidae
Product: zinc finger protein 681-like
Exons: 2
Coding region: 192-764 (190 amino acids)
Biological process (GO): regulation of transcription by RNA polymerase II
Cellular component (GO): nucleus
Molecular function (GO): DNA-binding transcription factor activity, RNA polymerase II-specific; RNA polymerase II transcription regulatory region sequence-specific DNA binding
Source: RefSeq, a predicted model, not a curated record